GUUAGAAUUGUGCCAUCAUGACGAACUUAUACCCGGCACCCUCAAAAUGUCAAAGCUACUCCGUUUCUUCCCUCAGAACCCUCUUGAAGAUUUAUCAUGUUGGCCGCUCGAAAACUCCCCUUGACCUCUACAUGCUUAGCAAUGAGAUUCUCCAGCACAUCAGCUAAUCCCGAUAGAUUCAAAGUCGUCGUGGUCGGCGCAGGCAGUGGUGGACUCUCUGUUGCAAAUCAAAUAUAUCAUCGAUUCCGAGCUGCUGGAAAGUCUCUGAACCAUGAAGAUAUCGCUGUUCUAGAUUCUGCAGAGUUUCAUUACUACCAACCAGGAUGGACCCUCGUCGGCUCUGGGCUACGCGCAAAGACCGAUACCCGCCGCCCGUUGGCUUCUAUCAUACCCAAGCACAUCAGCUACAUUUCCGAAAACGUGAAGACAUUCGUUCCCGACAAGUCUACUGUUAUCACCACUUCCGGGCGAUCCAUUUCGUAUGAUACCCUCGUCGUCGCCAGCGGCCUUCAAACCAACUGGAGCUCGAUCCCUGGCCUCAAGGAGGCCUUGUUAGACUCGUCAUCUGGAGUUUCUUCCAUUUACUCUUACGAUACCUGCGAUAAAGUCUGGAAUGAUAUCGAGAGUCUAAGGUCUGGAAACGCAUUAUUCACCCAGCCAGCUGGUGUUGUAAAGUGUGCAGGUGCACCUCAAAAGAUUAUGUGGAUGGCAUGGGACCGAUUCCAGAAAACAUCUCGUGGUCCCAACAUCAAAGUCGACUUCUACACCGGAAUGCCUACCAUGUUUAGUGUCAAGAAAUACUCGGAAGUUCUCGACGGCAUACGUAUUAAGCGUGAUGUUGGUGGACAUUUCAAACACAACUUGGUAAAGGUAGAUUCGCCAAACCACAAGGCCACAUUCAAGAAAGAAGAUGGGAGUACCGUCGACGUUGACUACACUACACUGCAUGUAACGCCGCCGAUGGGGCCUCUAGACUUUAUGAAGGAUUCACCCAUCGUUGACAGCGCUGGCUGGGUUCAAGUUGACCAGGGUACCAUGCAACAUGUCAAACCCGAAUUCAGCAAUAUCUUCGCAUUGGGUGAUUGCUCAUCGCUCCCAACGUCUAAAACCGCUGCUGCGAUCACUGCCCAGGCACCUAUUCUAACAGAGAACCUGUUUACAUUAAUGGAUACCGGGAAAGUAGCGAAUGCAAAGUACGACGGGUACACAAGCUGCCCGCUCCUUACGGGGUAUGGUCAAUUAUUACUUGCUGAAUUCAAAUACGGGCUGGAGCCGAAAGAAACGUUCCCCUGGAUGAAUCAAUCACAUCCGAACCGAUUCUUCUAUCAUCUCAAAAAGGAUGUGUUCAUGCCAGCGUACUGGAACUUCAUGGUCAAAGGGAAAUGGUUCGGGAGUCAUACCUUAUUCCGACCCAAGCUCUCGUGAAAUUUCACAAAUCAGUACGAAGAAUUGAAGGUGUAUAUGUAGCCAGACCAUGUAUAUAAGAAUAUAAUUGGUGACUUGGUCGCGA
Marasmius oreades (fairy-ring Marasmius) is the source of this 1510-nucleotide messenger RNA. RefSeq lists its product as uncharacterized. Gene Ontology annotation, cellular component: mitochondrion. The record is from RefSeq and is a predicted model, not a curated record. NCBI's taxonomy places the organism in Eukaryota, Fungi, Basidiomycota, Agaricomycetes, Agaricales, Marasmiaceae. Bases 97 to 1425 code for a protein of 442 amino acids. Gene Ontology annotation, molecular function: sulfide:quinone oxidoreductase activity; FAD binding. The transcript has 10 exons.